GAAUUUCUAGGAGUGCCGUUAAUUAUAGUGAAUCUGCGAGACGGGCCACAGGGGCUCUCAGAGGCAGCCUCCGGUGCAGUUUGAAAGUCAAAACUCGCACAAGGAGAACAGUAGUUCACCCAAGACGUGUGACAGUGACAGGAUCGAUGCGGGGACUUUGACUCGGUUUCCCAGGAUUCCUUGCGGUGGACACCCACACGGAUUUCGUCGGAAGCCUGUGGGCGGAGCCGCGGGAGGUGCCGGGAAAGCCGGGAGCGGAGCAUGGCUGCAGUGUUGGUGUUCUCGUCCCCUUUCCCCAAACUCCGUCGUUUUCUCCGAAGCUGUUGGGGGACACUUGGCGGCCACGCAGGGCCAUGGGCUCCUGCUUUAGCAAUACAAGCUCCAGAUUCUUUACUCAAUCCUGUGGAAGAGAAAACGGAGUAUUUUGAAAACCCCAGCUUUUUAGACAGCAUACUUUGGAUGCCAGCUCCAAAGUCAAGGCGGACAAUUGAGGUUAAUCGCACCAGACGAAGGAGUUCUAACCAUCUUAUAAAAAUAAAGAGAAACAUAGAUAUUUGUCCCGAAUGCGGCAACCUGAAAGAGAAGCAUGUUCUUUGUGGCUAUUGUUAUGAAAAAGUUAAACAGGAAACCUAUGCCAUAAAAAAUCAGAUUAGAUUAUUGGAAAAUGGACCACAUAAGGCUCCCACUGUAGAAAGUGUUGUGCUUUAUGCAGGCGAAAAACCCAGAAAUGAAGAUGAAGGCAAGCGAAUUAUCGAAAGGAACAGGAAACGUCCAUCUUGGUUCACGUUGGACUAAACAGACAUCACAAUGGAAUGAUUGAUUCCCUUAUACAAAUCCUACUUUGGAUAAUAUACAUCCAGAAGACUGCACUGUACUCUUUAAAAUAGAGACUAUUGUAAUAAAGCUUAUAUAAUAGA
Molecule: messenger RNA, 917 nt
Organism: Ahaetulla prasina
Lineage: Eukaryota; Metazoa; Chordata; Lepidosauria; Squamata; Colubridae
Product: large ribosomal subunit protein bL32m-like
Exons: 3
Coding region: 262-795 (177 amino acids)
Biological process (GO): translation
Cellular component (GO): mitochondrial large ribosomal subunit
Molecular function (GO): structural constituent of ribosome
Source: RefSeq, a predicted model, not a curated record